Olea europaea var. sylvestris is the source of this 752-nucleotide messenger RNA. RefSeq lists its product as uncharacterized. The record is from RefSeq and is a predicted model, not a curated record. NCBI's taxonomy places the organism in Eukaryota, Viridiplantae, Streptophyta, Magnoliopsida, Lamiales, Oleaceae. The transcript is spliced from 3 exons. The coding region runs from base 53 to 616 and encodes 187 amino acids.
AUCAUUUCUAGAGAGAGAAUCGGAAAUACUUUAGAGAGAGAAUAAGAAAUAGAUGGGGAAUUGUCAAACUGUAGAUGCUGCAGUACUUGUAAUACAACAUCCAGGAGGAAAACUAGAGAGAAUGUACUGGCCGAUAACGGCUAGUGAGGUGAUGAAAAUGAAUCCAGGGCAUUAUGUUUCUUUGAUAAUUCCAUUGUCAAUCUCCGGCAAAGAGAAUUCCGAUGACAAGACUGCACGUUUUACGCGUGUUAAGCUUCUACGGCCCACUGAUACUUUAGUCCUCGGACGGGCUUAUCGACUUGUCACCACACAAGAAGUGAUGCAAGUUCUGAAGGCAAAAAAGUAUGCAAAGAUGAAGGAAAACCAACCAAAAUCUGGUGAGCAGUUGCCGGUAGAUUCAGAUAAGCAAUGUUCCAGUAGAGAGUCCAAAACACGAAAACCUGCAUCAGAAAAGAACGAUCAGGUCACGAGACAUGACAGACAUCAGCAAAGGUUGUCAGGAUCAACGAAUUUCACAGCAAGACGGGCCAAGUCCUGGCGUCCAUCUCUACAAAGCAUUUCUGAGUCGUCAGACUUUAUACAUUCAAGUGGAUUUUCAAGCCUGGAACAGAGAUAGAUAGAGUAAAAACAUGGACGAUGAUCAAACAUUUCUAUAACAAUGUCAAUUACGAGUCUGAACUUGUCAUAUUCUGAGUUAUAACACCUUUUGUAUGGCAAAAAAUAGUCACUAAAUGAAAUUCUUGACGACAGUA